AUGUUCUCUCGUAGUACUUGGGGGGCCUCGCCCUGGGUGUUAUUACUUGCCAUGGCCCGCUUCUCUCUCGUGCUGACCGGUGAACUUCAUCCAGCCAACGCUGCUUGCGAAUGCGGUUACUCGGUUAAUGCUACAACCGACCCAUCCUAUGCUGUCUUCACAGAGCUCAUGGAGAACGACUUCUUACAUACAUCGACGGAAGACUUCACAGAGAUUGGCUGGCAACCCCAGGUAUAUAAUGUUACGUCGAAAGAUGCUAGAGGGCCAUUCGGGAAGAAUAUGGAGUUGACCAACAUUGUCGCAAACCCGUUCAAGAAGGGAUGGUCGGGUGAGGCCGACCAUGGUGGAGACGCGGGACUCGAGUUAUGGGUACGAGGAGAUCACCAAGACGGUCUCGUGAGCGGUGCCGAGCUUGUCACUAUGCGCAACGACUCUCUACUUGGAAGCUUCCGUGUUGGCAUGAAGCUUUCCAAUUCGUCUGGAACAUGCGGCGCUUUCUUCUUUUACCACAACAAUUCGCAAGAAAUCGACAUGGAAUUCCUUUCGCACCAAUUCAACAACUCCCAAGGCGCCGUAAACCUCGUUCUCCAAAGCCCGGAAUCCGUUACGCACGGUUAUGCUGCUCAGGGAACAAAUGGCUUCGAGGUCAUGGCUCUCCCUUUCCGCCCAGAUGAGAUGUUCCACGAGUACCGUUUUGACUGGACCCCCAACCGCGUUGCUUUCUACGUUGACGGCGAACUUCUCCAUGAGAUGACGGAGAAUAUUCCCACGGAGAGCGGUGGCAUCUUCCUCAACCACUGGAGCAACGGCGACCCAUCUUGGUCGGCAGGACCCCCGGAUCGCGACACCGUCAUGACCAUCUCGUACAUGAAGGCAUACUUCAACUCAACCGAUACCGAACGCUCGCAAAACGACUACAGGGACCGCUGCCCAACAUACGACCCAGCCAAGGUUUGCGCCAUCCCUAACCAGAUGAGCCCGCCAGAUCAAAGUCAGGGCGUCGACGCAGCGAAGACGUACUUCUUCUCAACAGACGGAGACGACAUGACGCCCGGUCAAACAACCUUUACCGGUAGCGCGAACAGCCACUUCAGCGCGCCGUCAUUAUCACUCGUAGCCCCAUUACUUGUCAUACUACUCAGCUUAACACUGGGGCUCCGUCAGGGACCGGGUAUCGCUCUAGUUGGCGGUGCGCCUGCGCCUGUUCAGCAACCACCUGUCCCGAUCAUAGUAACGGUAACCGCAACUGCAAAACCUGCUCCACUAGCCAAACCCAUACCAUCACCAGCUCCUGCACCGCCCAUCAAUAUCGCCGGGACAGCAGGCGCAGAUGUUACACGCUUGGCGAGACCUAGCAGUACAUUCAGCAAUGUGCCCUUCUACACCGUAGUCUGGGCCGAAACAUGGAUCGGCGGAACGUAUUCGACCUGGUGGCCACACACUAUAUCGCUCGACUUCAAGCCUGCGCAAACGCACGCUCCAUUCCCAGGAAUAGGAGAGAUUGGCAUGGGCACGUUGACUGGUAGAACCGGUGUGACGCGAACUGUCGUGGUAAAUGCUGCUCCUACACCAAAAGGAGGUUGGGCUAAGGGUCUCGCUGCAGCCGUCGGUAUUGGCAUAGCGGGUAUGGUGGUGUGA
Messenger RNA from Alternaria atra, 1638 nucleotides. RefSeq lists its product as uncharacterized. Gene Ontology annotation, biological process: carbohydrate metabolic process. The record is from RefSeq and is a predicted model, not a curated record. Gene Ontology annotation, molecular function: hydrolase activity, hydrolyzing O-glycosyl compounds. NCBI's taxonomy places the organism in Eukaryota, Fungi, Ascomycota, Dothideomycetes, Pleosporales, Pleosporaceae. The transcript has 4 exons. The coding region runs from base 1 to 1638 and encodes 545 amino acids.